CUCGAACCAGAGAUCUUUAGCUGAUAUUAUCCACGUGGCAGAUUCUCUUUGCUCAUAAUUCCGCAAAUAUUAAAAUUAGAACAAAUAAAUAAAGAGACAAAAGUAAAGAAAUAAAAAAGGUUUCUGUUUUCUCUAUCGACGAUUUGCUUUCGGAUUCGAGUCUUCUUCUUCUUCUUCAGGUUUCGCUAGGGUUUCUCUGAUCCGCUUCUUCUACUAGUUGGUUAUGUCAGGAGUUGGAUACUUCUUCUGACAGGAAGGGCCAUGUCAAGUUUAACAGUGAGAAGGGUAUCGCGUGAAGAUAUACAACUGGUUCAGAAUCUAAUUGAACGAUGCCUCCAGCUUUACAUGAACCAGAAAGAAGUUGUGGAUACUCUACUAGAGCAGGCUAAGAUCGAACCUGGUUUUACAGAACUAGUUUGGCAGAAGCUUGAAGAAGAGAACCGCGAAUUUUUCAAGGCAUAUUAUCUGAGACUCAUGGUGAAGCAUCAGAUAAUGGAAUAUAACAAGCUGCUUGAGCAGCAGAUAAACCACAUGCGCCUGAUGCAUCCAACCGGAGGGGCUUCUGUCCAAAACAGGAAUGGUUCUCAUGUUCCAUCAAUGAAUCAGCAACAAUUAUGCUAUGAACGCAAGGACUCUGAUCAAUCCUCUCCUAAUCUGUCAAGUCCAUACCUCAAUGGAGGCUCAGCAAUUAACACAAAUAUACCUUCUUCUGUGGACUUUUCAACCCAUUCUAGAAGAGUUGAUCCUCCACCAAACUCGCUCUCCGUGCAGGCCACAAAUAUGCCUUUGAUGCAAGGAAUGAUCAAGUCUGAGACUGCAUAUUCAAACUGUGCUCCGUACAUGUAUGGUGGUGAAGCACAGUCCACAGUUGGAGAUGCUCCCAUUGCAUCUUUCAGCAAUGAUUCCAGCAACCAAUCCCUCAAUGAUCUUGUUGAUGCAGACACUUCUGCAUUUGGCUUGUUAGGACAAAUACCUCGGAACUUCAGCCUCUCUGAUCUGACAGCUGACUUUUCCCAGAAUUCAGAGAUUCUGGAGAGCUACGAUAGAUCACCAUUCCUAUUGGCUGAUGCGGAAAAUUUCUUGGACUCUAGUGAAAGGGUAGAACCUCAAGGAGACCGCGAAAGAUUGGGGACCAUAUCUGAAGGCUUCAGCUAUGAAAACCUCAGGAGCAUUUAGGUUUACUACAUAUGGAGCUUCAUCACCAUGCUUCUGACGUCUUCAACUACUUGCAGGGUUUAGUCCCAUGAUCAGUGUACAGAGAUCUUCUUAGCUUUCGAAAGACAAUUUUUGGGUGGGAGUGAAUACUAAUAUUAUUAUUCUCAAGUGUAGAGAAAUGUGGUUUUUAUUAAUAAAUAUUUAAGCAGCAGUUGAUUUUGAUUGUAUCAUUGUAUGAUUUUGGAUUUUGAUUGUAUAAUCGUGUGAUAUUAGAUUUUUGCUUUGGACUUGUGUGACCAA
Molecule: messenger RNA, 1455 nt
Organism: Arabidopsis lyrata subsp. lyrata
Lineage: Eukaryota; Viridiplantae; Streptophyta; Magnoliopsida; Brassicales; Brassicaceae
Exons: 7
Coding region: 262-1176 (304 amino acids)
Source: RefSeq, a predicted model, not a curated record